Hypanus sabinus (Atlantic stingray) is the source of this 1462-nucleotide messenger RNA. RefSeq names its product dynein light chain Tctex-type family member 5 (gene dynlt5). Lineage: Eukaryota; Metazoa; Chordata; Chondrichthyes; Myliobatiformes; Dasyatidae. The transcript has 5 exons. The record is from RefSeq and is a predicted model, not a curated record. Gene Ontology annotation, cellular component: cytoplasmic dynein complex; cytoplasm. Gene Ontology annotation, biological process: microtubule-based movement. Gene Ontology annotation, molecular function: dynein intermediate chain binding. The coding region runs from base 45 to 578 and encodes 177 amino acids.
AAUCGGUGGUUACAGGUCACUCUUAACUUCGCGUGAACAGCAUCAUGUCUGACAUUGCAAAAGAUAAGGCAGCUCGUUUACUGAAAAAGCGAGGCAGUUUGUCAUCACUGAGCAGCCAUGGCCUCAUUACAAAGGGGAAAGCAGAGAAACAAAAGGACUAUAUGAGUACUGUGUCCUAUAUGGAUGAUCCAGGCCAUUUUGAUGACAUUCCACGGCCUGCACAACAGAUGGAAAACACAUACCAGUUGGAACCUUCAAAACAUUUUCCAGAUCUCACUGUGAACAAUAUUCUCAAAGAUGUCCUAACAAGCUACUUGCAAGAGGAGAAAUAUGAACCUGAACUCUGCAGACAAAUGACCAAGACUAUCUCUGAGGUUAUAAAGGCUCAAGUAAAGGAUCUCAUGAUUCCACGAUACAAGAUUAUUGUUCUAAUCCACAUUGGACAGCUGAAUGGACAGAGCAUGCGGAUUGGUAGUCGAUUUCUCUGGAACACCAAUACAGACACCUUUUCUUCCUUCUCUUUCUGUAACCGAUCUCUUUUUGCUGUUGCUAAUGUUUAUGGAGUGUACUUUGAGUGAAAUACUUUUGGGCAAUAUAAUAAAAAAAUAAUACUAAAUAUAAAACUUGUAUAGUAAACAUGCUGCUUGGCAUCAGUAGUGAUCAAUAUUUCAAGGGCCAUUUGAUGCCUACCUCCCUUUCCUUUAUAAAUUGGAUUCUUGACCCUGUGCCAAGUUCAUUUGAUUUCCCAGCUUUUAACUUAUGUAUUUUGAGAGGACCGGAAGUGACGGCAUUGAUGAAUACUUAUUUUUGUGAGAUAUUAUAAACAGCCCCCUUUUUUUUCUCUUUUUUGCUUCUUUUUUCUUCUAUAUUAGUUAUUAGAUUAGAUUAGCUAGUUUUGCAUUAUAUAUUUUUUGUUUUUUUUCUUUCUUUUUUCUGUUUUCCUUAUAUCAUAUAUUAUGAAAUAUUUAGACUUACUAUGUUCAUACAUAUAUUUUAUGGCUUAUGUCUUGGUAAACUCAUUUAUAUUGUAACUAUUAUGUAUGUUUUUUUUCAUAUGUAAUGGAAUUUAUAUGUUAGUAAUUUCUUUAUCAAUAUAUCAUUUGUAUUCUGUCCAUGUUACUAAUAUUAAUAAAAAGAUUUAAAAAGAAAAGAAAAGAAAGGAUUCUUGCCCACCUAUAAGAUGUUAUUCACUCUUACAUUUAGUUUUGUUCCCUUCCCUUGCCUUUUCUUAAAAGUAGAGGGUAGGAGAAUUAUAUUUCAAGGAAGGAUUAAUCCAGUUUUCAUAUAAGCGACUAAAAAAGCAUUUACUUUAAAACAGCCUUUGAUCCUAUACUUGAUAUCUAGAAAUAACCCAUUUGAUGUUAAUAAAAUUUAAAAGUAAAUAUCUUGGGAAUUUCCAGCAUAGUUCCAAUUGCCAGCAUAGUGAUAGAUACUCCCAGGCAAAGAAAUUGGUAAGAAAUAA